This is a messenger RNA of Parasteatoda tepidariorum (common house spider), 623 nucleotides long. It is a transcript of the gene mRpL49, whose product is annotated as mitochondrial ribosomal protein L49. Gene Ontology annotation, molecular function: structural constituent of ribosome. NCBI's taxonomy places the organism in Eukaryota, Metazoa, Arthropoda, Arachnida, Araneae, Theridiidae. Gene Ontology annotation, biological process: translation. The record is from RefSeq and is a predicted model, not a curated record. Gene Ontology annotation, cellular component: mitochondrial large ribosomal subunit; ribosome.
AUUGCUUCAUCGUAAUUGUUUGCUGAUCGGUCAAUCAUUAUUAUUUGUAAACAAACAUUUUCAAUAAACAUGAGUUUAACCUUUUCUCGAAUUCGUUAUUUAAACAAUUAUAAUUUUAUACGAUUCUGCAGUGUUAAAAGACCGGUCUACGAUAGCAGUAAGCAUUUUCGUGCUAAAGAACAUGAAAUACCCAAAGAUAUAUGGGACGAUAACAAGGAUCCUAAAUAUACUGGAUAUGAAGAAGUUAAAGGUCACUGGCAAUAUGUUGAGCAAUUAUUUCCCAAAUUAAGAAUACCAACUCCUCCUAAAAAAGUGUCAAGCACAGGUUGGAAAGCACCCUCAGAAACUCUACCUAAUGUUCCAUAUAAUGUUGGAAGGACUAGAAAUCAUAUGUUACCAGUUUAUGAAGAUCUUGAAACUAAACAUCGAUAUUUUACAACUAGAGUUAAAAAUGUAAAUGGUGACAUAUAUGUGUUUGAACAUGAUUUGAAAACUCAUCUAGAAGAAAAGUUUGGAACUAAGAUCGAAUCACAUGUUAAUGAAAUUGGAUGUUGGGUUAGUUUUGAAGGUGAUAGAGUAGAAGAAAUUAAAGAAUGGUUAUUUAAUAAAGGUUUUUAAAUAGA